AUUACAUACAUAGGUACAUGCUAACUUUAUUUUAUUCUACAUAAUGAUUAUGUUUUAAUCGAUGUUGAAUACACAAUAAGAUGUGCAAGCCUCGAUAACUUCAAAGUAGAUUAGAUGAAUACAUGAACGCACAAAAAAGUGUAGAGAGGUGUCUAGGUCUAAAAUACAUAAAUUAAGUUUUUUAUGGUGUCUAUUAUGGUUUAAAGCGAAAAGUAAAUUAAAAGAAUGUGAGAAAUUUCUAGUGAUAUAUGUUUCUAAGUGUGUUAUUGGGGUCUAGCCGUCAUCAUGACCAAAUCCAAAACGUACGAAAUGAAAAAUUUGGAUUUAAAUGACAAGACUGUAUGAACUUAGUUCCGUUUGCUUGCUCAGGCAGAAAUAUCAAAUAAAAAAUGCGCUAGUGUAAUGUGUAGAACAGAUAUGUCAAUUCAAAAUUUUGACGGUUAGAAUUUUGAAUUUUAAUAAAACUUCGUUUCUGUUUGUGAAGAAAUAGUCAAAAAUUAAUUAAAUAACUCGUCCAAUUGAGCGAAUGUGAUGCAGAAAAGGCGUUAUUGUUUGAGUGGCGGUUGAUUGUACUCGUGUGGAUUGCUAGAAGUGUAAUCUCAUUUCAUGAUAAAGUUAUAAAGUGCGUUGGAAUUAUGGUGAAAAUAGAGAAGCGGCCCGUCGCUACGGGUUUUAAAGGCUCUGGUGGUGGAAUAGUGCCGUCUAAAUGCGGUUCUACACAAAACAUGGCUGCGAACAUCAAAGUUGUAGUGAGAGUACGUCCUUUGAACGAAAAAGAGUUGGAUCUCAACAGUCGCGUUGUUGUAGACGUCGUAGAUGACAAAAUGUUAGUGUUUGACCCUAAGGAAGAGAUCAGGCCAUUCUUCUACCAGGGUGUACAGCAACCGAACAAAAACUUUUUAAAACGUGCUAAUAAAGAGUUGAAGUUUGUUUUUGAUAAUGUUUGUGGUCAAGAAGCAUCGAAUAAGGACGUUUUUGAAACUACAACGAAAGAUAUGCUUGCGGCUCUGAUGGAAGGCUACAAUUGUUCAGUAUUUGUGUAUGGCGCUACUGGUGCAGGGAAGACAUUCACUAUGAUCGGCAGUAAUGAGCACCCUGGCAUAACUUACCUGACCAUGGAACAUCUGUUCUAUACUAUUAAUCAGUUUGAAAAGGAGAGGGAAUUUGAUAUAGGAGUCUCUUAUAUUGAAGUAUACAAUGAAAAUGUAUAUGAUCUCCUUAAACCUUCAAAAACUCCCUUGCAACUUCGAGAGGACUCAAAGUAUGGUGUUAUGGUUGCCGGUCUGACACUGAACAAUAUUAAAACAGCUAGGGAACUCCUUAACAUGCUUGAAAAUGGAAACAAGAACAGGACCCAGCAUCCUACAGAUGCAAAUGCUGAGAGUUCAAGAAGUCAUGCUGUUUUUCAGGUAUAUGUAAAAAUGAGAUACAAAACUAGCAGUCAACUACGUCUUGUUAAGCUAUCAAUGAUUGAUUUGGCUGGAAGUGAGCGAGCUUCUGCUACAGGUUGCGUGGGAGAGAGGUUUAAAGAAGGUGCCAAUAUCAACAAGAGUUUGCUAUCGUUAGGCAAUUGUAUUAAUAAACUAGCUGAUGGAAGCAACUACAUUCCGUACAGAGACUCAAAAUUAACUCGGUUGCUAAAGGACAGCCUAGGUGGUAACUGUAAAACGGUGAUGAUAGCAAAUGUAUCUCCGUCAAGUGUCAGUUACGAAGAUACAUACAAUACUCUCAAGUAUGCAGCUAGAGCUAAUAAGAUUCAGCUCAGUAUUAAGAAGAACAUUGUUGACGGUGACAUGCGCUUGUCACAAUAUGUGAAGAUUAAUGAAGAAUUGAAAAAGAAAGUAAAAGAGUUGGAAGCCAAGCUGUCUUUGUCUAGCGUUAAAAAUGUGUCAAAAGAACCUGACAUGGUGAAGGAGAAAGCGAUAAAGGAAUGGCGGCGUCGCAUCAUUGACUGCGAUUCUGUUCAUGCUUCAUUGGAGACCGAAUUAUUGAACUUGAUGUCGAGACAACGGGUGCUGGCCUUGCGACAGCGUUUACGGACCAGAGCAUUCUCGCAUGUCGCCGAUCUAGCGCAUCGAUCCUCCUACGAGGCAAUGGAACAGGUUUGCAAUGAAGAUAUACCGAGGCAAGAAAGAGCAGCUGAAAGCUACAUAAAACAAACGGUGCACUUAGAUUCUCAGAUAAUGUCGACUUGGACUAAAUGGGAUGACAGUCGCAAGAGACUACAUGUAGUAUGCAAUCAAGCUGUAUCUGACUUCACUGAAUUAGCUGAUUUUGUGGAAAACAUACAUUUAAAGAGUGAACUUAGACAUAUAAAGGCUAGAGAUAACCUCAGAUACAAAUUAUUGUCCAUUGAAAAUGAAGAAAUCAAUGCCUUCACUGAAUAUAUGAGCGAAAUGCCAAGCAUGCUUAAGAAAUUAUAUCUAACAUUAAAAGGCUAUGACAAAGCACCCCCAGCUUUGACUGCUGAAUAUAUAGAAAUAAUGAAAAAAGCGAAAUUAGCUAAGGCCAUCACAUGGUCUGACAAAGACAGUGAAAUCGAUUCUAAUUUCAAAUUCAUAUCGAGCCUAGAUAUACAGAAGCCAACAACCGCCAUAGACUACGACAAGAAGGAUGAAGGCAACAUGACCAUAGACAUAAUGACAGACAGUGAUGAUUUGACCGACAUUGAAAACAGAGAGCCGAUUAAAGUUCUUAAACGUAAAGGGACGCCAAUUAAACUGCCAAAUAAUGAAACCAUAUUAAUUAAUGACUCCUUUGAAAGUUUGGAUGCGACCAGAAAUCUUAACUCAGCCAAGAAAAUCAAAAGGGAGAAAGAAUUUGACAUUGCUCCUGAUAUUGAAAACUACAACGUAGUAGAUCCUAACGAUUUGAAUUCUACCUUUGUGUUGGCGGGUAAAAUGGACGCAUUGAGGAAACCAAUCAAGACCGAAUCAAAAGUGGAAGUACAACCAGUCAAGAGAGGACUCGUGGAUAGGACUAAUACUAUACAAAGGACAAUUAACUUCGGUGAUAAGGCUAAGCUAGUGAAACCCGUAGUGGGUAAAGCGAUACCGUUCCGGCGGCCCGGCCCGCAGCCCGGCGCGCCGCGGGGGCCCGGCUUCGGGUCCAGCCUGUCCCGCGACGGAACUCCGCUGCAGAGGAACGUGCAAGACGCGUCUCGUACAAAGACGAAUGUCACUCAAAAGUCAGUUGGUUUCAAAGCCGUCCGCGCGAGGGAGCGCGUGCAGAACCACCCCUACUCCAGGCCGCCCGCCCUCGCCGCCAGGAAGUGAACGGAGCACCACGGUAUAAUGAAGACGUUGUACUGUGUAUGUGUUGUAUGUUAAUUGUGUAAUUACUAAACUGCCUUCACACGUUGAGUUUUUGAGUCGAAUCAUAUAGAUAACCAUAUAUGGGCAGUUCUUAUAAUACGCUUUUAUUAGCUUCAGACGUAUGUAUGUAUGUUUGUAACGGAAUCUUUGAACAUGAUUUUGACCCCCUUCAAAACGUCGGAUUAACUCGAAAUUUGGUAUACUUAUUAAGGACCGAUGACAAUUCAAUAUUUAAAAAUAAAAUUGAAAAAAAAUUAAAAAAAUUAAAAUUCAACUAAAAAAUGAAAAAGAUUUUUUUCUAUUUUUUAGUUGAAUUUUCUAUAAAGGCGUAUUUUGUUAGUUUUUUUAAACUAUUAUUUAUUUCUCAAGAACUUACCUCAAAACAUUUUGCAAGGGAAUUACUCGAAAACAAAGCGAUGACUCUUAAAAGGUGAGUUAGUAGUAAACGAUUGUAAACGAAUUCGUUGAUGGUACUGAGACGGUGACCUAUCCCGAAUGUUGAUGCUGAAACUUUUACAAUGCAAUCCAGUGGAUUCGGACAAACAUACAUUAAUUAUUAUUUAUAUUCGAUAUUCGAUUUGUAUUCGACGAUAACUAUUCGAUUUGUAAUAUUAAUUUUGUUACGGAAGUGAUAAAAACAAUUUUGUUACCGGAUCAACCAGCUCGCACCAACCACUCACCUUCAGGUGGGCCGUAUGCUCGUCUGCCUACACGAGCAAUAAAAAAAAACGUAUAUACGUAAUAAGAGGAUUAUCACGUCGCGCCGCUUUGUCGAAGUAGGCGCCUGCCCUGCCCUCGCGACUGGACCCUCCCACUGCCUCGCGACGAGGGCAGCGGUACAUUCUCGGGUAGUCUCCGUGGCACAUCCUAUCUCCAGUAAAUUGAGAAGCUCCCUUCGUUUCAGCUCUGAACACCAAUCAUUUUGAUCAACAAAUAUUAAAUCUUGUAUACUUUAACGCUUUUUUUUUAUGAAAAAGUGACUUAAAACAACGUUAUUCAUUUUCACACUAAAUAUUAAUUUAAUGGAGAAAGUUUGUUGUACUCAAAAUACGCUUCGAUACUUAGUUUUAUCAAGGUCGUGUUUUGAGACGAUAAGAAAACCGAAAUUUCAUUUGUUAUUCCAAAGCAAAACUUAUCAUUUUGAGUAAUUUUGAAUAAUAUACAAUCGAACAAAACUUUGAGGUCUAUAAACUCUUACUCAUAAUGUGUUUAAGAGCUUUAUAAACCCGUUGUAAUAAUCAUGACAAAAAGCGUUAUCUGUCUUCUAAUAGGCUAAUAAUCUUCUAGUACUAUAAAUAAAACUUAAUAAUUAUUUGUAUAUUGGUUUGUCCUCUAUGUGUUGCAAAAAUAUUCAUGUGAUUGCAACGAAACUUGGAAAAUUACUGUUGUGUUUCCUUCACAGUACCAUCAACUGAUAACAGGUGGUGACCUGGGAAUACUUUCAAGAAAUCAGUUUUUUAUAGAAAUCAGCGGUAGGCGUGACCGAGAUUCGGUAGUUUUUCAUUUAAAUGUAUAAAAUCAUACGGAUAAUUCGACCCGGUCAAUACUCAUAGAACGAGUUUACAAAGCUCGGAUAUCUAAUAAUGAAUAAGACCGUUAAAUUGAAGUGCCGACCGCUCGUGUGACGCUUCCCGCUAGGUUAACGCACGGUCGUUGACCUCGAGCGUCAGCUGAUCGCAGGAAUAUUAUAUUACCGUCUCAGGAUUAUCAGUACUGUCAUAGCAUUCUCGUUCUUGUGAGCGGUUUCCUUGCGCCCCGUAAACACGUUUGGACGUGUACCCCAGUUUAAUUUACGCGAUGUCUGAUUUUGUCGUUACUUGACGCCCAUGUCGUAUCUUGUAACUAUACUUGAGACCUUAGAACUUAUUUCUCAAGAAUAUCUCAAGGUGGGAUGUCUAUGGGCUCCAGUAACCACUUAACACCAGGUGGGCUGUGAGCUCGUUCACCCAUAUAAGCAAAUAAAAAAAAAAUGCAAAAUUGGACAUCCACUUUGUGUCAAGUUUGUCUCAAAGAAUCGAAGACCGAGAACUAAAAAUAAAACUGUUUUUGUAUGUCACUGAAAAUAAUACAACAUACUUAAUUAUCCAUUAUUGUUAGUUAUAAAAUAAAACUUUUUUUUUUAAAUAUUAUAUUGUAAUUUUUAUGAUGGCUUUAAACUUUAUAAUUCAGAGUUUCAAUAAUUUGUAAACUUGUUUUUUUAACGCGGCAACAACGUGUUUCGUAGAGUUAUUUUUUGAUAAAAAAAAUACGAUUGUGUAAGUGUGUUGCAAGAUAAAAGAAUCACUUUCUUACAUCUAACUGUCAAACCAUUCAGAAAAGUAUGAAGAGUAUAUUUAUGACCGUGGAAUGAAUUUAAUACUCAAACGUUUUUCCUAUUAUAGAGAUGCGAAAUACACAGAAAUAAAUAAAUAAAGCAUUUUAUUGCAGUUGCUCAUUAAUGCAACGUAACCUUUAUUUAUCAGUGUUCACGAGUCAUAUUUUGUCAGUAAUAUCUGUUGACAGCUUGUCAGCAAUACCAGUCUCUAGUUUGUCAGCAAUAUAUAUUGACAGCUUGUCAGCAAUAUUGGUCUCUAGUUUGUCAAAAAUAGCAAUUUGACACUAAGAUUUCCAACAUUCACUGGAAAGCUAAUCUACGUGGCCUAUAAUAUUCUUACUAGUUGAACUGCAAGCAUCUUAAUACAUACAUAUAUCAUACUCAGUUUGUAGCGUUUACUAGCGUUAUUUGAUAUCUUUUAUCUUGUAUACAAGCAAACUUCUGUGUUAUUGAAUACUUUCUUUAUAAUUUCAAUGUAUUUUUAUUCAAUAUUUGUAUGUACCUUACUUAUAUUCUAGAAAAGUCUAGUGUAACGCGCCACUAAUAUGAAUUGAUUAACAAUAACUUGCACUAAGGAACGAAGUAGAUAUAUUUUUCUAUGUUAGUAUAGUUGUGCACUAAAGUGCCAGUUUUGACAGUUUUGUGUGUGUUUAUUAACUAUAUUGAAUAAAAUGACUGAAGUGUAUUAAGUAUGUUUUAUAAUAAGAAUAUAAUUUAUGCAAGUUUUUGAUAUGAGAUUGUGUAUGUAAUUCGUGUGAAAGUAUUAAAUUUUGUAAAUAUUU
Molecule: messenger RNA, 6410 nt
Organism: Bombyx mori (domestic silkworm)
Lineage: Eukaryota; Metazoa; Arthropoda; Insecta; Lepidoptera; Bombycidae
Product: kinesin-like protein KIF18A
Exons: 10
Coding region: 636-3275 (879 amino acids)
Biological process (GO): microtubule-based movement
Molecular function (GO): microtubule motor activity; microtubule binding; ATP binding
Source: RefSeq, a predicted model, not a curated record